Messenger RNA from Peniophora sp. CBMAI 1063, 993 nucleotides. Lineage: Eukaryota; Fungi; Basidiomycota; Agaricomycetes; Russulales; Peniophoraceae. The record is from the annotation of a GenBank genome assembly.
AUGGCCACUUCAUCGCGUACCCUGACACGAGAAGAGGCGCAGGAGAUCCUGCAAAGGCAUCUCCCAGGCGCAGAAAUCAAAUCGCUCGAGGACUUCUCUCCCUCUUCUCACAUCAUUCGUCUUGGUGACGGACGAGCAUACUUGCUCAAGCUCACGAGUUCUACCAAAGACUCGAAUGCCCCGCUUUAUGCGCCUAACAGUAUCUCCGCUCAACAUGCCCUUCUCGCACACCUCGCCGCGCAACCACAGUUCCCGUCUCUGCCCAUCCCAUCUCCCAUCGCUCACGGCGAUCAUGCCGGGCAUUCGUACCUUCUCACGUGCUUCCCGGAUCGUGCCACUACCCCAAACCUGCGCUCCUUGUCAUCUAUCCGGGAACAUAUGUCCCCUCGUGCCGUAGCCCUCGCCGAUCUCCAACUAGGACAAUACCUGCAUAGAUUGCACGAAGUCCAGAACGACUGGUUCGGCCCACCCGCGCUUGAAAGCGAAGGGCUAUGGGUUUGGCAGGAAGUCUUCGUACUUCUCCUUGAAGAAGCCCUCGAUCGCGCAGGGUCAUUGGGCUUGGCUCUGGAUAUUCCCGCGUUGCGUCGCUUGCUCUCGCGCGCUAUCGGCGCCUUCGUCUUCGACGACGCGGAAGUACCGAGCUUCGUCUGGUUCGCGGGAGGCUACGAUGAUGUCUACGUCUCCCAGCCGGAGUCGGAGGAUCCGGACAGCGUAGAGAUCGCGAUGAUUCUGGCGGACGUGGAGAACGCGCUGUGGGCCGAUCCUGCGCUCGAAAGGCUCUUCGCGAACCCCAGCCAGGCCUUACUCGAAGGUUACGAUGCACACCCGCCGCUUUUCGAGUUUCCCAGGCAGCACACGAAGCGCUUGUGGUAUACCCUAUACACAGCCCUUGUCCAGCUCUUAAUCGGGCGACUCGGGGGAGAUCAGGAGAGCCAGGCUCGGGAGACGGCGGAACGGGUGGCGAACGAACUUCAGAAUGCAACCAGUUACUGA